GAGACGCUCACUCUGACAGAGAGAGCUCCGGACUAAAACCAGCACCACUUCCACUGAGAGAGGACAGCAGGAGGGAGUACUGGGAGUACUGGUUCUACUGGGAUACUGGGAAUACUUCCACUUUAACCAGCGUCUCCAGCUUCACUCCAGACAAAAUGGCGUCCAAGUUAGAGGAGGAUCUGAGCUGUCCGGUCUGCCUGGACAUCUUUAAAGAUCCCGUCAUGCUGUCCUGCAGCCACAGCUUCUGUAGAGAGUGUGUGGAGAAGAGCUGGAAGGAGAAGGAGGACAAGGAGUGUCCCAUCUGUAAGAGGAGACAGUCGAAGGGAUUAUUUCCUGUCAUUGCUUUAAAGAAUCUGUGUGAGACUUUUCUGCAGGAGAGAGAACAGAGAGCUUCAGAGGAUCUCUGCAGUCUGCAUCAGGAGAAGCUCAAACUCUUCUGUCUGGACCAUCAGGAGCCGGUGUGUCUCGUCUGCAGAGAUUCAGAAAAACACACUGAGCACCGAUUCAGACCCAUCGAUGAAGCUGCAGAAGAACACAGGAAGAGCCUAAAGAAAACUUUGCAGCGUUUAAAGAAGAAGUUAGAGGCUCUAAAACACAUUAAAGGGAACUUUGAUGUAACAGAAGCUCACAUGGAGGUCCAGGCCCGACACACAGAGAGGCAGAUUAAGGAGCAGUUCAAGAAGCUUCAUCAGUUUCUAGCAGAGGAAGAGGAGGCCAGGCUGCGUGCACUGAGGGAGGAAGACCAGCAGAAAAAAACGAGGAUGAAGGAGCAGAUGGAGGCUCUGAGAGCACAGAUAGCAGAUCUUUCACAGACAGUCAGAGCCACAGAGGACCAGCUGACGGCCCAAGACGUCUCCUUCCUGAGAAACUACAAGGCUGCAGUGGAGAGAGUCCAGCAGCGCCCCCUGCUGGAGGAGCCACAGCUGCCCUCAGGAGCUCUGAUAGACCAGGCCAAACACCUGGGCAACCUUGGCUACAAGAUCUGGACCAAGAUGAAGGACAUGGUCUCCUACAGGCCCGUCAUUCUAGACCCAAACACUGCUGAUGUACGACUCACUCUGUCUAAUAACCUCUCCGCUCUGAGAUUUCAUCGAGGGAGUCAGCCUCCUGAUAAUCCAGAGAGGUUUGGUCAUUACUGGUCUGUCCUGGGCUCUGAGGGCUUUAACUCAGGGACUCACAGCUGGGACGUCGAGGUCGGAGGCAGUGACUACUGGAUCCUGGGAGUGUUUCCAGAGUCUGCUGAGAGGAAGGGAGACAUAUGGUCUAGAGUUUGGGCAGUAGAGUUCAAUUUAGAUAGAUACAACACACGCUCACCAUCACAUCCAUUCACUAUUCUCCCAGUGCAGACACUAGCAAAGAGGAUCCGAGUGAAUCUGGACUGUAACAGAGGAGAGCUGUCGUUCUCUGAUCCUAAUACUAACACACUCAUACACUCCUUCACACACACUUUCACUGACAGGAUGCUUCCAUACUUCAAUACUGAGUCUUACUCCCCACUGCAGAUUCUCCCAGAGAAGAUCUCUGUGAGCGUGGAACCAAACUAAACAAACAUGAUGUUCUGAUGCAUUUGAUCCAGUCACUUCUGAUAUUUGACUACAGAAACUUUCCUUUCAUGGUUUACAGUCAACAAAUCUAUGAUGGAUCCAAAGUUGGGCCUCAUCUGAUGACAGGACCAUUUGUAGUGGGGUACCACAGGGUCACUGAGCCUCAUUCACCAAGAAGACAUUUGUUCUAGAAACAUCUGACACAGUUUGAAAGAAGAUUGUGACAUUCACCAAAGUCUUCUUCUCUGUCAGAACAAAAUCUCAGAACCCUCCAGAACACUCUGAGCUUUUCAUUCUCCAUGUUCUGAUCAUUGUGGCUGUGUUCAUGUUUAUGGCAUGAAUUUUGCAGAGACUGUGUAUUUUUAUGUGAUCUUGUCAUUUCCAGCUCAGCUCCUACAGUCAGUCUAAAAUACACUGUUUACAAGCAAAAGUUACACUCAAGCUGUUCAGAGCCAAAAAUGCCCCAUUGAAACCCAUUCAAACUGACAUUUUUCAUCUCACUGCCAUUAAAGCAGAAUACAUGCUUUUUAUCAGAUCUGGGUGUCAGUCUGGGCUUUUGACUUGGAAUUGAUCAUUUCUACUACUCUCCACCAGAUGGCGCCAU
Messenger RNA from Cheilinus undulatus (humphead wrasse), 2148 nucleotides. RefSeq names its product E3 ubiquitin-protein ligase TRIM35-like. The transcript has 2 exons. Bases 156 to 1544 code for a protein of 462 amino acids. Gene Ontology annotation, molecular function: zinc ion binding; protein binding. Lineage: Eukaryota; Metazoa; Chordata; Actinopteri; Labriformes; Labridae. The record is from RefSeq and is a predicted model, not a curated record.